Molecule: messenger RNA, 828 nt
Organism: Alternaria metachromatica
Lineage: Eukaryota; Fungi; Ascomycota; Dothideomycetes; Pleosporales; Pleosporaceae
Exons: 2
Coding region: 1-828 (275 amino acids)
Source: RefSeq, a predicted model, not a curated record
AUGGACGGACUCAGCUCCGUAAUUGUUCCGCUCUACGUCUACCCCUCAGCAGGCGCGUGGGAUCCGUUUCACGAUGUGUACGAUACGGUACCUCUACUAUUGUCGCUACUCGUUAUACUGGGACUAACGACAUGUACUGCUUUCAGGGCAUCAUCAUUCCCUCGCAUACACUUUACGGUCGUGGUAAACGUGCAUAACGGGCCUGGAGAGGGUGCACUACCAAACGCAGAAUACACCGCAGCCAUCGAGGUCCUCAACUCGCUCAGUAAUGUACGCACUAUCGGCUAUGUGGCAACCACGUGGUGUACCAGGGACUUGAGUUCUGUGCUGGAUGACAUUGCUACGUUCUCAUUCUGGGGCGAAUAUGAUUCCUCACUGGCUCUGAGUGGUGUCUUCGUUGAUGAGACGCCUACUCAAUACUCUACAGACUAUGCCGUGUAUCUCGAUAGCAUCGCUCAAGCUAUUCAAGACAGCACCGGACUAAAGGACAACUAUAUUGUUCACAACCCUGGCGCUCUUCCAGAGCCUCGUUACUUUGAUGAGGCAUUGUUCACUGGGCCGGACUUGACCGUUGUUUUCGAGAACUCAUUUUCCAAUUGGACGACUGAAAGUGGCGAGCUCUUCAAGGCGACGGGUUCAUAUGAUCGCGAAAAGCUUGCGCUGCUUGUGCACUCCACACCGAAUCUGUCGAUUCUUGAGACGGCUAGUACGCUAUUGCAAUUACUAGCUGUAGGCCGCGGCAUCUGGCUGACAGGUAGCUCGAACUAUACCGAGCUUGACGGUGUGCUACCUGCGUUUAUCGAAGGCUUGGAUGCGCUGUUGCGUUGA